CAGGGGCGGACUGACCAUUUGGAAACUCGGGCACUGCCCGAGGGCCUGGGGUCAGUAGGGGGCCCCAUAAGAUGCCCCUGGUACCUUUUUCAUAGGCUUUUUUGAGUUUGGGCAAGGACACAGGGGCCCCAUGAUCCCCUAUUGCCUGGGGGCCCCAUGAGUUGUCAGUCUGCCCCUGGUGACAUUUACACUGAUAAUUAGGGCACUGAUUAUCAGUGCAGCAUAUCAGUGCCCAUCAGUGCCGCCCCAUCAGUGC
Molecule: messenger RNA, 256 nt
Organism: Staurois parvus
Lineage: Eukaryota; Metazoa; Chordata; Amphibia; Anura; Ranidae
Source: the annotation of a GenBank genome assembly